AUGUCAUCAGAUCGUUUUAAACGUAAAGAAAUUAGAACUUUAAAACAACGAUGGAUAAUGAAACACAAAGAUCGUGCGGAUGAUAUACCAAACUGUCCAUCUAUCGAAAGUAUUGUUAAUAUGCCAACGCCUAAUGAAAUUUCAUCAAUCGAGAAGAUAGAAAUCAGUAAUACUGUUGAUGAUUCUACGAUAUCAAAUGCUAAAUUAUCCGAUAAUACAAUGCAACAGCAAACGACAAGCACUGGGCAAGAAAAUUCCACAAAGUCGACAACCACCACUCAUGAAACACCCAUAAUACCGAAACGGUUAAUGCGACAUUACCGCAGACAAUACAGACAUCGCGGACGAUCUCAAAAAAGCAGCAGGCGUCGUACAUCAAAUACAUCAAAUACAGAUUCAUCUAUUUCAAGUAGCCAAAUUGCUAUUCAUGGUACAGCUUCCGAAAGACGUGAUGAUAUCCCGAUGUGUCCAGAUAUCGAUAAUAUCUGUGAACUUGAUCAAAGCGAAUUUGAUGAUGAUAUGUCUGUUCAUCGAUUUUCUCAUGCAUUCAAUCAAUUACUUGAUGAUUCUCUCCUUCUUUUAACCAAAUUUGUACAAUUGUUAAAGGAUCAUCCUCGUCCUGCAACAAUAGCAGGUUUUAUUGUUGCCAGCUAUUUGAUCAUUAGUUACUUGGAGCUUUCUAUUGCGGCACUUGUUGAAUUGAUUGCGCAAUCUAUUUGGCCAAUAUCCCAUGCUAUACUUCUGUUCAUCGAACGUUUUUCCAUAAAUUUUGGCUCAUUUAUGCAUUCCUCCGAUGAUAUUAUUAAGGGUGCAUACUGUGAUAUAGCAGAGAUUUGGUGCAAACAUUUUCAGAUGAUGUGUGCUGAUCGGUGCUCAUUUUUCAGUAUGGCAGUGGAACGAUUAAGAACAAAUUAA
Cercopithifilaria johnstoni is the source of this 915-nucleotide messenger RNA. The record is from the annotation of a GenBank genome assembly. NCBI's taxonomy places the organism in Eukaryota, Metazoa, Nematoda, Chromadorea, Rhabditida, Onchocercidae.